AUCCGUAUCUGGGCUCGCAGGGCGGCCAUUGAUCAGGGACAAGGACACUACGCCCUCAACGUGACUGGACCUGUGCUGGACUUCCUCCAGUCGUACUAUAACAUCUCUUACCCGCUGAGCAAGUCAGAUCAAAUCGCUCUUCCAGACUUUUACUUUGGCGCGAUGGAGAACUGGGGUUUGGUGACGUACAGAGAAACCAAUCUCCUCUACGACCGCCUGACCUCGUCCGUCAGGAACAAGGAGACCACGGCCACCAUCAUCGCUCACGAACUGGCGCACAUGUGGUUUGGAAACCUGGUGACGCUGCGCUGGUGGAACGAGGUCUGGCUGAACGAGGGCUUCGCCUCCUACGUGUCUUACCUGGGAGCCGAUCACGCUGAGCCUGCGUGGAACCUGAAAGACUUGAUUGUGCUCGACGACGUCCACAGAGUGUUUGCGGUCGAUGCGUUGACCUCGUCUCAUCCUCUGUCCUCUGAAGAAGACAGCAUCAUCCUUCCAGACCAGAUCAGUGAACAGUUUGACGUCAUCUCGUACAGCAAAGGUGCAGCCGUGCUUCGGAUGUUGUCUGAUUUUCUCUCCGAGUCGAUCUUUGUCCAGGGACUCAGUCGAUACCUCAAUCACUUUGCCUAUGGUAACACAGUAGGAAAUGACUUGUGGCAACAAUUACAGCUGGCGGUGGAAGACAAUAACGUGUCACUUCCUGGUCCAGUUUGGGACAUUAUGAACCGCUGGGUGCUCCAGAUGGGCUUCCCUGUGGUUACCAUAGAUACCACCACAGGAACGGUAUCCCAGAAGCACUUUCUGCUGGAUCCAGGGUCAAAGGUCACAGUUGAAUCACCUUACAGGUACGAGUGGACGGUUCCUGUUCGCUGGAUGAAGUCCGCUGAAGUCCAGAGGGACGUGUGGUGGCUAGUAGAGAAGGAAGCUGUGAACCUGGACAUGAAAUCUGGAGGUUUGUGGAUUCUGGCAAAUGUCAAUGUCACCGGAUUUUACCGAGUCAACUAUGACCCGGGGAACUGGGAGAGGCUCCUCGCUCAGCUGGACUCGGAGCACCAGGUUAUACCGGUGAUAAACAGAGCCCAGCUGGUGGACGAUGCCUUCAACCUGGCCAGGGCUCAGUUAGUCUCCACCUCUCUGGCUCUGAGGACGACCUCCUACCUGCUGCUGGAGACUGAGUACAUGCCCUGGCAGUCCGCUCUGAAUAAUCUGCAAUAUUACGACCUCAUGCUGGACCGUACCGACGCCUAUCAGCCUAUGCAGAACUACAUGAAGAAGCUGGUGACUCCGCUCUUCCUGCACUUUAAGAACACAACCUCAAACUGGACCCGUGUUCCUGACGGACUCACUGACCAGUACAACCAGGUUAAUGCCAUCUCUAUGGCGUGCAGGACAGGAGUGACAGAAUGUCAGAACUUGACCACGGCGUGGUUCAAACAGUGGAUGGAAAACCCCAGAGACAAUCCGAUCGAUCCGAACCUGCGUACGACCGUGUACUGCAGCGCUGUGGCGGCCGGCGAUGAGGCCGAGUGGGAGUUUGGCUGGUCGCAGUUCAAGAACGCAACAGUAGCCAGCGAGGCGAGCAAACUCAUGUCUGCGCUCGCCUGCACCAACAACAGGCAGCUGCUGCAGAGGUAUCUGUCUCACACCUUGAAUCCAACUAUGAUCCGAAAGCAGGACGCCACCUCCGUCAUCACGUCUGUCGCCGGCAACAGAGAGGGACAGAGUCUGGCCUGGGACUUUGUCAGGGAUCAGUGGGAGUACAUGUUCACACAAUAUGGCGUCGGCUCUUUCUCCUUCGCCUCCAUGAUCAGCGGCGUCACAGCGAGGUUCUCCACAGCCGCUGAACUUCAACAGCUGGAGGAGUUCGUGGAGCAGAACGGCGCAGCCGGGUUCGGUUCUGCGGCGCUGGCGGUGGAACAGGCCGUGGAGAGAACCAGAGCCAACAUCAAGUGGCUUCAGCUGAACGAACAGGAGAUUCUGGACUGGUUCAACAGCCAGAGCUGACGCUCGUCUCACAUAUAACACGUGCUCACGUUUAAAAGACAAAUCAAGACAGAAACAUGUUGAUACCGAUGAAAUGAAACAAAAAUCCAGUCCGGCAGCGAAACGUCUGCGUUUGUAUUGUAACUUUAAAUAAACCUGAAAUAAGUAAUUAUUACA
Paralichthys olivaceus (Japanese flounder) is the source of this 2160-nucleotide messenger RNA. NCBI's taxonomy places the organism in Eukaryota, Metazoa, Chordata, Actinopteri, Pleuronectiformes, Paralichthyidae. The record is from RefSeq and is a predicted model, not a curated record.